AUGUAUUAUUUAAUAUUAUUUUUACCAUUAUUGAGUGCUGUAAUAGCUGGUUUAGGUGGAAGAUUUAUAGGUACUAAAGGAGCUGGUAUUAUUACUACAAUAUGUAUUAUGAUUACUAGUUUAUUUUCAUGAAUUGCUUUUUAUGAAGUAGGUAUUAAUAUGUCACCUGUAUAUAUUCCAUUAUGAAAAUGAAUAAAUGUAGGUACAUAUUUAGAUAUGUCUUUAGGAUUAAUGUAUGACAGUUUAACAGUAACAAUGUUAAUAUUAGUUACUACAGUAUCAUCUUUAGUACAUUUAUAUUCAAUUUCAUAUAUGGAUGGAGAUCCACAUUUACCUAGAUUUAUGUCAUAUUUAUCUUUAUUUACUUUUUCUAUGGUUAUGUUAGUAACAGCUGAUUCAUAUUUAUUAUGUGUUUGAGGUUGGGAAUCUGUAGGAAUUUGUUCAUAUUUAUUAAUUAAUUUUUGAUAUACUCGAAUUCAAGCUAAUAAAUCAGCAAUAAAAGCUAUGGUUAUGAAUCGAGUUGGAGAUAUGACAUUAUUUUUAGGAAUGUUUGCUAUAUUUGUUGUAUUUAAUACUUUAGAUUAUAGUACUAUAUUUUCAUCAACUUAUAAAUUAAGUGAUUAUACUAUCAUUUUUUUUAAUUACGAAAUUCAUGCUUUAACUUUAAUAAGUAUAUUAUUAUUUUUAGGAGCUGUUGGUAAAUCGGCACAAUUAGGAUUACACACAUGAUUACCGGAUGCUAUGGAGGGUCCAACACCGGUAAGUGCUUUAAUUCAUGCCGCUACAAUGGUAACAGCGGGUGUAUUUUUAUUAAUAAGAUCUUCACCAAUAAUAGAAUAUGCACCUAAAGCAUUAGUUAUUAUAACAAUAGUAGGAACAUUAACUGCUUUAUUUGCAGCAAGUAUAGGAUUAGUACAAAAUGAUAUAAAAAAAGUAAUAGCAUACUCAACAUGUAGCCAAUUAGGAUAUAUGGUAUUAGCUUGUGGAUUAAGUAAUUAUAAUGUAGCUUUAUUUCAUUUGUUUACUCACGGAUUUUUUAAAGCUUUAUUAUUUUUAGGAGCUGGUAGUGUAAUACAUGCUAUGGGUGAUGAACAAGAUAUGAGAAAAUUAGGGGGUUUAAUUAAAAGAAUACCAUAUACAUAUUCUAUGAUGUUAAUAGGUUCUUUAUCAUUAAUGGGAUUCCCAUUUUUAGCAGGAUUUUAUUCAAAAGAUGCUAUUUUAGAAUUAGCUUAUGGAAAAUAUACAAUAGAUGGAACAUUUGCUCAUUUAUUAGGAACAUUAGCAGCUGGUAUGACAGCCUAUUAUUCAAUACGAUUAAUUUAUAUGACAUUUUUAAGUGAUACUAAUGGUUCACAAAUGAACUAUAAAAAUAGUCAUGAAAGUCCAUGACAAAUGACUUUACCAUUAUUCAUAUUAAGUAUUGGAAGUAUAUUUUUCGGAUAUAUAUUUAAAGAUGCUAUUAUAGGUAUAGGUUCACCUUUUUUAGGUAAUGCUAUAUUUAUUAAACCUAAUUUAAAUGGUGGUGAUGUAUUUAUUGAUGCUGAACAUAUUGAUAUAUUUACAAAAUGAAUACCAGUUAUAAUUAGUAUUAGUGGUGCUUUAUUAAGUUUAAUUAUUUAUCAUUUUAAUUUUGUAUAUAAUAUAUUAGUAAAUAUAUUCAUAACUGAUAAUUUUAUUAAUAAUUUUAUACGAAAAGUAUAUACUUUUUUAAAUAAUAAAUGACAUAUCGAUCAAAUUUAUAAUAAUUUUAUAGCAAGACCUUUAUUAAAUUUUGGUCAUAAUACAACUUAUAAAACAUUCGAUAGAGGAUGAAUAGAAAUAUUCGGACCAUUUGGUAUUUCAAAAUCUAUUUCUUAUAUCACUAAAAAUUUUAGUGCUUUACAAUCAGGAUUUAUUUAUAAUUAUGCUUUCACUAUAUUUUUAUCAGUGACUCUUUAUAUCACAUUUAUUAAUAGUAAUAUAGAUUUAUCUUUAAGUACAUAUUUCAUAAAUUAUUUAAAUUUAUUAUUAACUUUAAUUUUAAUUAGAUUUGUUUUUACUUUUUUACCAGUAAAUAAAUCAAUCUAA
Molecule: messenger RNA, 2067 nt
Organism: Monosiga brevicollis MX1
Lineage: Eukaryota; Choanoflagellata; Craspedida; Salpingoecidae
Source: the annotation of a RefSeq genome assembly